Molecule: messenger RNA, 348 nt
Organism: Tetrahymena thermophila SB210
Lineage: Eukaryota; Ciliophora; Oligohymenophorea; Hymenostomatida; Tetrahymenidae
Product: transmembrane protein, putative
Exons: 1
Source: RefSeq, a predicted model, not a curated record
AUGGACAACAACUAUUAGCAACCUCAAUAUAGAUAUGAGGCAGGUGGUUACAGUCAAUAGGAUUAACAAUCUUAUUAGUAAAAUUAGCAGUAAAAUCAAUAAUAUUAAUAUGGUAAUGUACCAUCUAAUGAAAAUAUGUAUUAUGAUCCUUAGUUAAAUUAGCACGCAAACUAAAAUUAAGCAUAUCCAGUUGGAUCUUAAAGUUCGCCUGAUUCUAUUUACUUCUAAGCAUCAAUAAAUUAAAGCAGAGAUGAAUUAUAUCUAUCAAAUGGACUUAAGGUUGUUUUAAUAAUAAUUGCAAUUGUAUGUCUUCUACUAUUUGCUAUUCUAUUUUCUUUUGGAAAAUGA